AUGCUAUCAUUUGCUCUUCGAACAUUUACCUUUAGAACAUUUACUUUAAAUGCUAAUGUACAGCGUUCUACUCAAAUAAAAUGUAUUUUUCAACAAACUUUACGACAAUCGUAUAGUACUUCACUAAAACCAGAAUGUUUUGUCGAAGAAUUGGAAGGUGAAGAUAAAGGAAUUUCUAUAAUAUAUCUUAAUCGUCCAACUACAAAGAAUGCUUUCUCAAGAAAACUUGUAAGGGAAUUUAGUGACGUUGUGGACAACUUAAGAAAUAAAAGUGAUGUUCGAGUUGUUUUAUUGGGGAGUUUGGUAGAUCGUGCAUUUUGUUCAGGAGCUGAUCUAAAGGAAAGAGCUAAUAUGUCAGAACCAGAAAUUAAAGAAUUCCUUCAAAAUUUGCGAGGAGCAUUCCGAAAUCUCGAAUCACUUCUUGUCCCAACGAUUGCUGUAAUUGAUGGCGUUUGUUUAGGUGGGGGGCUUGAGUUGGCUCUGUGUUGUGAUAUGCGCGUUGCCGGUGAACAUGCCAAGAUUGGACUUCCUGAAACUAGACAUGCUAUUAUACCAGGUGCUGGUGGUACUCAGCGGUUGUCACGCGCUAUUGGUUUUGCAAAGGCUAAAGAAAUGAUAUUUACAGGGCGAACAUUAAACGCAAAAGGUGCACUUGAAGAUGGAAUGGUUAAUUAUGCAACAAUGGAAGGUUCAUCGAUAACAUUUGCAAUGAAUAUUGCAAGAGAAAUUUUACCUUGUGGACCAAUUGCCGUUCGUAUGGCUAAAUUGGCUAUUAAUCGUGGCGGGAUUCUGCAUUGGAAUUUGAACAAGAAUGUUACGCCAAGGUUAUCCCUACAGAAGACCGUGUCGAAG
Funneliformis geosporum is the source of this 852-nucleotide messenger RNA. NCBI's taxonomy places the organism in Eukaryota, Fungi, Glomeromycota, Glomeromycetes, Glomerales, Glomeraceae. The record is from the annotation of a GenBank genome assembly.